AUGGGCCGGCCACAGCAAUCUUCUUCAAAGAAGGGUUGUGGGUUCAAGCUUCGAACGUUUCUCGCAGGAAGAACUUCAAUUCUAAAUUGCCAAGUAACAAUGGCGGAAUCGAUUUGUAGAGCUCUACGUGACGGAGCAUUAGAAGGAGAACACGCACCAGCUCUUACAAUAAAAGACUCAAUCGACUCACCUUUCGGAUCCGUUGUCUUUAAUCACGUUCUCACUCAACUAUCUUCCAACGUUUUGGCUGGAAAAUCACAGUCCAAAGGAAUUGUGCUCGUUGCUUUGACUCGAAGCUCGUCGUUCUAUGCUGAUUUGAUGAAGAGCAGAGGAAACGACGUCGCUUCAUCGCAAAACUGGAUUAGUGUUUUGGAUUGUUAUACGGAUCCUCUUGGUUGGAAUGACCAACUUAUGGACUCUGGAAGUAUUACUAAUCCCUCUGCAGAAGCUUCGGUUAGUACUAGUGUAUGCAAGGAUGUGAGGAAUAUGGAUAAAUUGGUCUCUUCAAUACUUGAAUUAGGGAAAGGAUUGGUUGGACAAGGAAAAGAUCGUUUCUCAGUUGCCAUAGACUCGGUAAUCAUGCUUUCCAGCACUGGAAUUUUGAUAGGGGCAAUAGUAGUUACAGUUUAUAUGUGUGCUAACGGCCAAAUGCUUUGA
Messenger RNA from Ilex paraguariensis (yerba mate), 657 nucleotides. Lineage: Eukaryota; Viridiplantae; Streptophyta; Magnoliopsida; Aquifoliales; Aquifoliaceae. The record is from the annotation of a GenBank genome assembly.